AUGGGAAACCUCUUUUGGAUUGGCAUUGUUGCAGCACUUGUUUUUGGCUUCUGGGUUGAUGCCUUUUCAGCCUAUCAGUAUCACCACUUCAAUGAAACCGAGUUCUCUUUGUUGGAGGCUCAAGAACAAGCAUAUUCGUCCCUCUUUGGGAGGUUUCCUCUCAUGGUAGGACUCACACUCAUUCAAAGUGCUGCUGCCAAAGGAGCAGUUUGCUUGGAUGGAACAUUGCCUGGUUAUCAUUUACAUCGGGGAUAUGGAUCAGGAGCAAACAGCUGGAUCGUUAAUUUAGAGGGAGGUGGGUGGUGUAAUGACGUUAGAUCAUGUGUUUAUCGCAAGAAAACACGGCGAGGGUCAUCAACAUUCAUGGAGAAACAGAUUCCGUUUACAGGAAUAUUAAGCAAUAGCGCUGAAGAUAAUCCAGAUUUUUUCAACUGGAACAGAGUGAAAAUUCGUUAUUGUGAUGGUGCAUCGUUUGCCGGGGAUGGUGAACAUAAGGCUGCUCAACUGCAAUUUAGAGGACAACGUAUAUGGUUGGCUGCAAUUGAAGAUUUGAUGUCAAAGGGAAUGCGAUUUGCCAAGCAGGCUCUUCUUUCUGGAUGCUCGGCUGGUGGUCUGGCUACUAUUAUACACUGUGAUGAAUUUCGAGGUUUUUUCCCACACACUACCAAAGUGAAGUGUCUCAGUGAUGCAGGGUUAUUUCUUGAUGCGAUUGACGUGUCUAGGGGACAUACCAUCAGGAAUUUUUUCAGUGGUGUCGUAGGGUUGCAGGGAGUGCAGAAGAAUCUGCCGGCCAGUUGUACUAAUCACCUCGAUCCCACCUUGUGCUUCUUCCCUCAAAACUUGAUUGCCGGCGUUAGAACCCCACUAUUCAUUCUUAAUACUGCCUAUGACUCAUGGCAGAUCCAAUCAAGCUUAGCUCCUUCAUCAGCAGAUCCCCGUGGCUAUUGGCAUGAUUGUAGAUUAAAUCAUGCUAAAUGUACUGCUUCACAAAUCCAAUAUUUGCAAGGAUUCAGGAAUCAAAUGCUUAAUGCUAUGAAAGGCUUCUCAAGAUCAUAUCAGAAUGGAUUGUUCAUAAACUCAUGUUUUGCUCAUUGCCAAUCUGAGAGGCAGGAUACAUGGUUUGCGGACAACUCUCCUGUUGUCGGUAACAAGGCAAUUGCUUUGGCUGUUGGAGACUGGUAUUUUGACCGAGCAGUUGUUAAGGCCAUUGAUUGUCCUUACCCCUGUGAUAAUACAUGCCACCAUCUUGUCUUCAGAUGA
This is a messenger RNA of Sphenostylis stenocarpa, 1260 nucleotides long. Lineage: Eukaryota; Viridiplantae; Streptophyta; Magnoliopsida; Fabales; Fabaceae. The record is from the annotation of a GenBank genome assembly.